ACAUGCUCUCGAUUUUAAAUUAGACAAUGUUGACUCAUCCCUAGAAGUCAUCUGCUGAAACCUGCCAUAUCUCAACCAUUUUAAAACAUAGAUUGUUUAGGCCUGUGAUACAUAUUGUACAUUGUUUAUGUCUGGCGGGGUCUCCCCUUUAUUCUUUGGGUUUAUUAUGGCCUUUCUUGUAUUCCCUAAUGAACUGUGCUGUAUAAAUAAGCUUGGUAUAACUGACCAAACUAGCAAUUUAGCCAUGACCUCAGCAUGAGGGCAGUUGGGUUCCAUUUAACUGUUGGUAUCUCAGUGUCCCUAAGCCACAGUGUUCUGGCUUUAAACCACAUUCUCUCAUUCUGUUCACCCUCCCUUUUACUGUGCAGAUCAGUCAUCCGUCUGUUUUAAGUGUUGCCGUCUUUACAGAAAGUAACACUACAGUCUCGGGACUCCCUUUGCUGUUUUGUCAGAUUUCCCCCGAAUGGCUUGUGGUUACAUCUUCACUGAAGGACCAAAUCUUUUAGAGAAAUGGCAGCCUUUUGGAUAGUGUUCAUAUUAAAGAUUAGUUUAAAAGCCCCUUUCUCGCCGAUUAAUAGCAUGUCUGCUAGACCUCAGUAUCUAGCUCCUUAAAGAGGGGUAUUAAGCUUUAAGGAAGCCGGGUUUGGGCAAAGCUGCAGCUACACAAACGUGUAACAAAGAAAGCAAACAAAAACACGGUUUGAAAUAUGUCCCAUAAUCACAGAUAAGGAAGCAGGACUGGUUGGGGUUGGGUGGGGUUUCCAUAGAUCGUGGCAUGUGGUCGCUGGGAUCUGUUGGAUGAAAUGAGGUUACUAGGCUAAAUUGCCCCCCCCCCCCCGGGUACACGGAUCUGUGUCGGUACAGUUAUAUAAGGGCUUACGUCUUUCCUGGCCGGCAGCCCACAAACGUGACUCCAAGUGUGUUUGCUUCACUGACCCAGACUGUUAUUCUCUGAUCCAUCUGAGGUUUCGUAACACCUUUCAGUUCUGCCGCUUCCCUUUGCAUGACAAUAUGUCAUUUCCUUUGUCUUAUUGACAAAAUCGUCUUGGUUGCUCUAACCAUUUGAUUUGCAGAUUGCCUUGAACCUUGAAAGUUUGUUUUGGUUCAGUUUUAUUUUAAGAUUUCAUUAUCACAUAAGCCCAUGUGCCGUCAAGGAGUCUACUCUCCAUAUGUGCAGCUAGUCUGAGCUUCUGCUGAAUGGGUAGGUAGUGUAAUCAGUAUUGGGGCACCAUCUUCCAAACAAAACAAGAUCACAACAACAGCAGCAGCAAUAAGAACAAUAAUAAAUUAAAUAAUUAGUUAUAUCCAGUCAGCAGAAAACUAAAUAUUAAGAACAUUCUGGGAAUGUGGGGUGGUAUCGGGCUAGUAGAGGAAUUUCUGGAACAGAGGCUCUUGAGACAUUUCUUGAAGGUGGAGAAGAAAUCUGUUGACUAUGUGAUUCGGCAGCUGAUUCCUCCAUCUGGGGAACCGCACAGCGGAACCAUCCAGAGUGAGACUUCUUGCAUGGUGGAGGGAUCUGAAGUGGCUUUGCUCUGCUGACUGAAGAGGGCAAGAUGGGACGUCGGUCUUGUUGGAGAUGGGUGUCUGUCCAUUAUUGGCUCUGAAAGCCAGAACCAAGGAAUUGAAUGUUCCUCUUGCAGUGCCUGGAAGACCUCGAUGCCAACCUCCGGAAACUGAACUCUCGCCUUUUUGUCAUCCGUGGACAGCCAGCCAACGUGUUUCCCCGCCUCUUUAAGGAGUGGAAAAUCUCACGGCUGACAUUUGAAUACGAUUCCGAGCCCUUUGGUAAGGAGCGGGAUGCUGCCAUCAAGAAGCUGGCGACGGAGGCCGGGGUGGAGGUCAUUGUGAAGAUCUCACACACCCUCUACGACCUGGACCGGAUCAUAGAGCUGAAUGGUGGGCAGCCCCCGCUCACCUACAAGCGCUUCCAGACGCUAAUCAGCCGCAUGGACCCCCCUGAUCCGCCAGUGGAGCCACUGUCUGAAGCUUUCAUGGGGAGUUGUGUGACCCCUGUGGCUGAUGACCAUGCUGAGAAGUACGGGGUACCGUCACUGGAGGAGCUGGGAUUUGACACGGAGGGCUUGCCGUCAGCGGUGUGGCCGGGGGGGGAAACCGAGGCUCUGACCCGGAUAGAGAGGCACCUGGAGAGGAAGGCAUGGGUGGCAAAUUUUGAGAGGCCCAGGAUGAAUGCGAACUCUCUGCUGGCAAGUCCCACUGGACUCAGCCCCUACCUCCGCUUCGGGUGUCUGUCUUGUCGACUCUUCUACUUCAAGCUUACAGACCUCUACAGGAAGGUGAAGAAGAACAGCUCGCCUCCGCUCUCCCUCUACGGCCAGCUGCUGUGGCGCGAGUUCUUCUACACAGCUGCCACCACCAACCCCCGCUUCGACAAGAUGGAGGGCAACCCCAUCUGCGUGCGAAUCCCCUGGGACCGCAACCCUGAAGCACUGGCCAAGUGGGCCGAGGCCAAGACCGGAUUCCCCUGGAUCGACGCCAUCAUGACCCAGCUGCGCCAGGAGGGCUGGAUCCAUCACCUGGCCCGGCACGCUGUGGCCUGCUUCCUGACACGGGGGGACCUCUGGAUCAACUGGGAGGAGGGCAUGAAGGUGUUUGAGGAGCUGCUGCUGGAUGCCGACUGGAGCGUGAACGCGGGCAGCUGGAUGUGGCUGUCCUGCAGCUCCUUCUUCCAGCAGUUUUUCCACUGCUACUGCCCAGUGGGCUUCGGCCGCCGCACCGACCCCAACGGCGACUUCAUCAGACGAUAUUUACCUGUUCUCCGAGGUUUCCCGGCCAAGUACAUCUACGACCCCUGGAACGCUCCAGAUUCUGUGCAAGCCGCUGCCAAGUGCAUUGUGGGUAUCCACUACCCCCGGCCUAUGGUCAACCAUGCGGAGGCUAGCCGUCUGAACAUCGAGAGGAUGAAGCAGAUCUACCAGCAGCUGUCGCGUUACCGUGGACUUGGUCUGUUGGCAUCCGUGCCAUCGAAUCACAACGGAAAUGGCAAUGGGGGCCUCAUGGCCUACUCGCCCGGGGAGCAGCCCACAGCCGCUGCAGGCAGCGCAGCCCAGGCACCGGGUGCAGCAGCAGGGUCAGUCACCAGCGGCAACGGCAGUGGAAGCAUCCUGCUGAACUUUGACGGCGAGGACCAGCCGGGGCUGAGCGGCGUGCAGCAGCACGGCUACCACGGCACGGCAGACCCCGGCCAGGGGAUGGCCAGCCAGCGUCUUUACCAAGCCUGCAGUUCACACGAGUUCGCCGUGCCCCAGCAUCCAGGACGCCUGAGUCAUGGCAGUGGCUCCGGGAAGAGGGAGCGCGAGUUGGAACGAGAGCACAUGGGCGACGGUGACGCUCACACGUCCUCGCACAAGGUGCAGAGGCACAGUUCAGAGAAGAGCUAAGAAAAAACACCAUGUCUUUCUGAACCCUUUUAUCUGCUGAGAACCUGAACAUCCAAAUAACGACAAUGAAGAUCUAUUUUUUAAAUAUUUUUUUCCACCAAAAAAUUUUAUUUUAAAAUUUAUCUUAAGUUAUUGGGCCUUUAUUUUAAAUCAAAAAUUCAAACCAGAGCAUACAGUUUUUAUUUUUAAGAACCCUGGAUCCAAAGGUGAAAAUAUGACAUGGUUACGUGUUUUGGUGGGAUGAAAGUGGACAGAGUCAUUGCAGGAAGCUCAGCCGGGCACAGACGGUGUUCUUGGGGUGCAGCACAUGGUCUGCCGACUGUAAAGCUCCUCUUACUGACCAUCUCUCCGGCUCCUGACUAACACAGCGGUACCCUUAGCUAGGACUGAGAACAUUCCUUCCUCAGUGCAUGUCGCUGAAAGUCUACGGUUGGAAGUGAGGUAGAAGGGGAUGAAGUGGAGACAUGACUCUACAGAUAGGCGACCUCAACACAUUAAUCCAGCACCUUCGAUCUCAUUGCUGACAUCCUGCUCUUCGCCAUCCUGGAGCAGCUACCGUUCAUCAGGCGCUGAUUCUGUUGGCUAAUGAACCUGCCCUGAAUCUCUGCCACUACUCAGAGCUCAGUACCUCAAAAGGACACCUAGUCUAGGGAUUAUACUGAAAGAAAGGUAGCUAUCAUCCAUGUGAUUAAUCUUUGUGGUGCUCCAUGCUGUCUGCAGUCAGGACUCUGCAUUUACAUUCAUGGCCUCGCAGGGAACAUCUCUUCUUCUGCCUGUGUUCCAGAGCGGUCUGUUCCGACGGAGCUCUUAAAUAUGACUGACAGCCCGUAAGGGAGCAUAUUCCAUUUGGAACGUCUGUCCUUUGGGGGUGCAAAGGUUCCACUGUUUGUCCUUAUUUUUGUAUAUAUACAGUUUAUAUGUAUAUACAUUAUACACCAUGCAAAUGUGAUGUGGAGUAGCAUGUUGGCAUCUUGUUUUUAUCGAAAGCAAAGCAGCUGGAGAACGGCGAAUUGCGCAUGUACUACUGCACACCUCUUGUAUUAUUGCCCCACCUGGGUGCCCCACACCGGCAGCCCUUCCCAUACCGACAGCUGGAGAACGGCGCGUUGCGCAUGUAAUCCCAGUCUGCUACUGCCCCACCUCAGUGCCCCACGCCGGCAGCCCUUCCUGUACCGACAGCUGGAGAAUGGCGCAUUGCGCAUGUAAUCCCAGUCUGCUACUGCCCCACCUGGGUGCCCCACACCGGCAGCCCUUCCUGUACCGACAGCUGGAGAACGGCGCGUUGCGCAUGUAAUCCCAGUCUGCUACUGCCCCACCUCAGUGCCCCACGCCGGCAGCCCUUCCUGUACCGACAGCUGGAGAACGGCGCGUUGCGCAUGUAAUCCCAGUCUGCUACUGCCCCACCUCAGUGCCCCACGCCGGCAGCCCUUCCUGUACCGACAGCUGGAGAACGGCGCGUUGCGCAUGUAAUCCCAGUCUGCUACUGCCCCACCUGGGUGCCCCACACCGGCAGCCCUUCCCAUACCGACAGCUGGAGAACGGCGCGUUGCGCAUGUAAUCCCAGUCUGCUACUGCCCCACCUCGGUGCCCCACGCCGGCAGCCCUUCCCAUACCGACAGCUGGAGAACGGCGCGUUGCGCAUGUAAUCCCAGUCUGCUACUGCCCCACCUCGGUGCCCCACGCCGGCAGCCCUUCCUGUACCGACAGCUGGAGAACGGCGCGUUGCGCAUGUAAUCCCAGUCUGCUACUGCCCCACCUCAGUGCCCCACGCCGGCAGCCCUUCCUGUACCGACAGCUGGAGAACGGUGCGUUGCGCAUGUAAUCCCAGUCUGCUACUGCCCCACCUGGGUGCCCCACACCGGCAGCCCUUCCCAUACCGACAGCUGGAGAACGGCGCGUUGCGCAUGUAAUCCCAGUCUGCUACUGCCCCACCUCGGUGCCCCACGCCGGCAGCCCUUCCUGUACCGACAGCUGGAGAACGGCGCGUUGCGCAUGUAAUCCCAGUCUGCUACUGCCCCACCUCAGUGCCCCACGCCGGCAGCCCUUCCUGUACCGACAGCUGGAGAACGGUGCGUUGCGCAUGUAAUCCCAGUCUGCUACUGCCCCACCUGGGUGCCGCACGCCGGCAGCCCUUCCUGUACCGACAGCUGGAGAACGGCGCGUUGCGCAUGUAAUCCCAGUCUGCUACUGCCCCACCUCAGUGCCCCACGCCGGCAGCCCUUCCUGUACCGACAGCUGGAGAACGGCGCGUUGCGCAUGUAAUCCCAGUCUGCUACUGCCCCACCUGGGUGCCCCACACCGGCAGCCCUUCCUGUACCGACAGCUGGAGAACGGCUGCUGAAGUGCAUCCUCUCCCAGCCUACUUACCAAAUGUUAAUUUAUGUCAUUUACAAACCAAUUGCCUGUUCUGGGAUAUUAACAUUAUACAGGAUAUUAGCCUCCUAACUGCCUCAGGAAACGUGCAGCAAAAGACCAGGUUUCUUAUGCCAGUUACAGCCGAAUGCUCUCUGCAGGUAGAACUUUGUAACUUUCAUUACGUUGGUCACUUGUCCGCAUUUCACACCGUUCCAGCUUCGUCAUACAUUUACACCUCUUUCAGAAACAGGAGAAAAGGAAGAAAAUGAUCUUGAAAUGAUCUCUAAACAAAAAGGUGUUUUUAUUCCAAUGUAACACUCACCUCAGAUGUACCACUUCAUAAAAUGAAGAUUUGCUUUAGGUUACAAAGCUGAAGGACAACGUCCUGCAAACUCCUCAGCAUUUUUAUAAAAUUUUUAAUAAAACGAUAAAAUAUAAAAAGUAAAGUUGAGCAAGUUUUCAGAAAGAGAUUGAGACCCUCGUUUCUGCUGUCAUGUGAAAUGGGCGUAAGAUUUUUGUAUCAUCCAACACUGCAGCUCUCUACUGUCCUUGACGACAAAACAUUCCUCAUCUUCCAAUUCCAUUGAAAUGGUGCCUCAAAGACGGAAUCAGUUGGAGAUUCACAUGCGUCUUAGCUGUACACUGCAUGUGUAAACCAGCAGCUACUCUUCAGGCUACAUAUUUGCUUAGCAGUUUGCUGUGUUUUUCCCCAAACCAAGAUGGCCAAUAAGAGUUUUGUAAUGGAGCUUGGAUAUGCAUUUGUGUGCAACUACAAGUUUUUAACGGUAAUCGAUUGGAAUUCGCCGUGAGGAUAGGCUCUGAUAUUUUUUAACACCACAUCAUACCUAUUUUUAUAGUCAGUGUGUCGUGGGAACAGUCUUGUUUAAACAUUUUUGCUUUUGUAGCCCCCUCCCCCAAGCAAAAAGAAAAAAACUCAAACAAAUCCAUUUUUUUAAGUCGUCGUGUCCCCCCACCCCAUGUGUUGCACGUUGCUUAUUCACCAGUAAGAGUGCAAAUUGCUUCAGGUGGCUCUCGCUGAGUCUGUGUGUAUUUUCUUUCAUAGGAAAUGGCAGCCUGAACAGCACUUGGCCUCAUUAGUGUGGCUCCCAUUGUUUUUGCUUCAUAUAGCAGUGUCCAGUAUAUUAUUAUAGACUGCAUUGUUACUGUAGAUUUGUAGAUUUUGACAGAACCAUUUUAUCCUCAUUUCCUUCCUCAAAAAUAAAGCAAAACAAAUGCCAUGGGUAUAGAUGUAUUGUCUAGUUUGUAAAUUGUUGUACUUGUGCUUAAUUGGAAUGUUGAUGAAUAAAACCGCUGCUGCAGUGAAA
This is a messenger RNA of Brienomyrus brachyistius, 7078 nucleotides long. RefSeq names its product cryptochrome-1-like. Lineage: Eukaryota; Metazoa; Chordata; Actinopteri; Osteoglossiformes; Mormyridae. Gene Ontology annotation, cellular component: nucleus; cytoplasm. Gene Ontology annotation, molecular function: DNA binding; FAD binding. Gene Ontology annotation, biological process: entrainment of circadian clock by photoperiod; circadian regulation of gene expression; negative regulation of DNA-templated transcription. The record is from RefSeq and is a predicted model, not a curated record. Bases 1626 to 3398 code for a protein of 590 amino acids. The transcript has 14 exons.